This is a messenger RNA of Chelonoidis abingdonii (Abingdon island giant tortoise), 3816 nucleotides long. NCBI's taxonomy places the organism in Eukaryota, Metazoa, Chordata, Testudines, Testudinidae. The record is from RefSeq and is a predicted model, not a curated record.
AUGGCCGUGGCGUGGCUCUGGGGCAGCCUCUGCUGCCUCCUGGCCGGGGUGGCCUGGGCCACCAACUACCCGCCCCGCUACAGCCUCUACACCAGGGGGGCCGUGCCCCUGAGCCAGGGCCCGGCCCCCGCUGCCCAGGGGACCCCGCAGGCACAGCCGGGCGCCCAGGCCGCCAGCCGGCACAGCCCAUCGCUAUGGCAGCGGAGGUCCAGGGCAUCGGCCUUGGCUGAGGCCAGCUGGGGCACCGUCGUUCCGCAGCACCGUCAGCCUGCCUACCCAGGACGACUGCCUGAGGGCCGGCCAGGGGCCCCCCUCUCACCCACCCGCCCGCGCCCCAAAGCCCAGCCGCCCCGCUAUCUGGCUUUGGAACUCCUGAGCGGCCUGGGUGGAGAAGGCCGGGGAGAUGCAGAGAAGGUGAAGCAGCUGGAGGAGAAGGUGCAGACCCUGAGCAAGCAGCUGCAGGACCUGCAGGCCACCACGGAGAAGGUGCUUGAGGAGGGGAGCAGGGCGGUGGAGCUCUCGCUCAGUGGGAAGCAGCCGGCCGACGCAGCUGCCCAGCCCGAGAUGAAGGAGACCCUCAACAAGAUCCAGAGGCAUCUGCAGCACCUGGACAACCGGAUCUCCAGCCAUGACGCCGAGCUGACCAACCUCAGCAACGGGCAGGGGCCGGGGACCCCACAGGGAGGGGCACUGCUCCUGCAGGAGGUGGAGCGGCGGGUGCAGGAGUCCUGUGCUACCUGCCUGGCGGGCAGCGAGGGUCUGCGGCGGCAGCAGGCCGAGGACCGCGAGCGCAUGCGGGGCCUGGAGAAACUGAUCAGCUCUGUGGACCAGCGGAACCGGGAGGCGGUGGAGAGCAUCCAGCGGCACGUCAGCGCCCUGGCGGGGCGCCUGCCCAAGGACUGCUGCUCCCAGCUGGACGAGCUGCGCGGCAAGGUGGGAGAGCUGGAGCGGAGGCUGGGCGGCGUCUCUGGCUCCUUCACCAUGCUCAACGAGCGCCUGGACCACGAGCUGGCUAGUCUGGCGCCGGCGGGGGCGGGGCAGGGUGGGCAGGUGCUGGAGGGCCGGCUGGUGGAGAUGGAGAGGCGCCUGAACUCCACCCAGCGCAGCCUGGAGCAGCACUACGCCCAGCGGCAGCCCCACCUGCACAGCCACCUGGCGGGGGAGCUGAGCAGGCGGCUCAGCAGGGCCGAGGGGGAGCUCGCCAAUGUGGCCGGCCAGCUGAGCGGCUUCCAGGGCCGCGUUCACCAGGCCCUGGCCAACCUGAGCCAGGAUGUGGAGAUGCUGAAGGACAGAGUGGCUCAGAGUGUGGCUGUGAUGACGGAGCUGCAGGGCCAGGGUGUGGGGUGCAGGCAGCCCUGCCCCACGCCCCACGCCCCCUCUCUGGGCAGCCAGGACUCACAGAUCAGCAACAUCCUGGGUGACCUGGAGCGACGGGUGCAGGAUAACGAAGGGCAGCUGCGCACCCUGGGCUCCAACCUGCACCAGCUCAGCAGCUCCGAGGCCAGCCUGGCCGGCUCCGUGCGGGCCCUGCAGGCCGAGGGGAAGAAGCUGUGGGAGCUGGUGGGGGUGAAUGGGGAGUCACUAGAGCGCCUGGCAGCUGAGAUCGGCAAGCUGGAGACCCAGCUGCUGGGCAUGGGGGGCAGCGCCGCCGACUCUACCGCCAAGGACCUGACGCUCUUCUUCAACCGCACGGGGGCACGGCUGGGCCAGCUGGAGGCCGACCUGCGGGGGCUGAGCGGCGUGGUGCGGGCUGAGCAGCGCGGCUGCAGCCAGGCCUGUGCCGCCCUGCAGGACGAGGUGGGCCAGCUGCGCGGGGAGGUGGCUGCCUGCUCUUGCCUGCUGCUGCCCAGGAAGCCAGAGCAGGGCCGGGAGCCCGUGGAGGCCCACAGGCCCCUGGACGGCUUCAGUGUCUUCGGGGGCACGUCGGCCGUAGACCUGAAGUCCCUGCAGGGCGAGCUCUCCGAGGUGAUCCUGAGCUUCAGCUCCCUGAACGACACGCUGCGCGGGCUGCAGAGCACUGUGGACAAGCACCAGACCGACCUCCACGAGCUGGGCUCCACCAAGGACCGCAUCAUCGCCGAGAUCAACAAGGUGCAGGCCGAGGCCACGGAGCGCGCGGCCGAGAGCGAGGAGCGGCUGGAGGGGGUGACGCGCCAGCUGCACCACCUGGGCGGGCGCGCGGCCGGCGGCCUGGAGCAGCGGCUGGCCAAGCUGGAGGGCGUCUGCGAGCGGCUGGACGCCGUCUCCGGCAGCCUGCGCAAGGUCAAGGAAGGGCUGAGCAAGCACGUGACGGGGCUGUGGGGCUGCCUGCAGGAGGUGAACGGCACCCUGCGCACCCACGGUGCCCUGCUCGACAAGCUGCAGGACACCCACCUGGGCACCGUUCACCCCCGCCUGGGCGCCCUCAACGCCUCUCUGCUGCGCCUGCAGGGCGAGCUGCACAACCUCACGCGCCAGGACCUGGCAGGCCCCCCCGGACCACCUGGACCCGAAGGCCCCAUGGGAAGAUCGGGUCCCCCAGGGCCCGCAGGCAGAAAUGGCGAACAAGGCCCCAUGGGACCCCCAGCCCCAGGUAUCUUCACGGUGCCCGUAGCCGGACGUUACUUCGUCAGCGCCGUGCUGACAGGGCACCGGAACGAGAAGCUCGAGGCUGUGCUGUCGCGCUCCAACCAGGGCAUCGCCCGCAGCGACUCAGGUGGCUACCAGCCCGAGGGCCUGGAGAACAAGCCCGUGGCCGAGAACCAGCCCAGCCCCGGCUCCCUGGGCGUCUUCAACCUGCUGCUGCAGCUGGAGGCGGGCGAGACGCUCUGCGUGGAUCUGGUGACAGGCCGGCUGGCCCACUCCUCCGACGAGCCGCUCACCGUCUUCAGCGGGGUGCUGCUGUACCCGGACGAGGGGGGCGAGGCCAGCUAGGCCCUGGCCCCGGCGCCAGGAGGGGCCCAGCGCUGCCCCGCCCAGCCCCUAGGGAUGCAAAGGCCAUGACCCAUCAGAGCUGGGGUGCAGGGGCAUCCGCCUGGCGUCUCCGAGGAGCUGCAGGAGACACAGCUCCCUGGCAUGGGGGGCACAAGAGGGCUCAGGCCGGCAGCCCACCCCCACGUGCUGCCACAGCGGGCUCAGGAGGCAGCGAGUGCCCCGUGGAGCCCAGCCCCCCCAGGCAGGGCAGCCCUGCCGUGGAUGAGCUGGAGGGCCCUCGGGUCCCUCACUGCUCCCAGCUACCCCCCAGCUGCAGGGGCUCGGGGGGCUCGUGGCCAGGGCACCCCAGGGGCCGGCCAGGGCUGGGGCCUCAGGCGGAUGCGUCUCCUGCAGGCCAGCCGGCUGCUGCGGGGGUGCACGGGGCGCUCCAGCGACACGCCAGGCUGUGACCCCUGGAGGGAUGCCCGGGGCACGGGAUCCCCCUCCCCUGAAGCCAGGCCCCUCCCCACCCACAUUGACCAGGCACCUCCCUGUUAUUUAUCAUCCUGUCGUGCCCAUUCCUGCCCUGCUGCCCACCCUCAGGGGCACCGCCUGCCACACCCCUUCUGCACAGCUCCUGCUCACCCGCUCAGCCCCUCACCAACCCUGGGCAGAGAGCCCAGCCACCCCCACGCCAGGCCGGGAGAGCACCCGUGGGGCACGCAGCACUGGCGAGGUGCCCAGUCCCCUCCCAGCACCGACGGCACCAGAGAUGAGCUGGCGGGCAGCACUGCCCGCUCUGGGCCUGGCUGAGGGAGCCGUGGGGGGAGGGGGCCCCGUGAACGGCUCUGUGGGCGCUGGUGCCCUACCCUGGCACAGGGGCCAGCUCUGCCCAGGCAUCUAUUUCAUGUAUUAAUAAAGAAA